Molecule: messenger RNA, 1034 nt
Organism: Neltuma alba
Lineage: Eukaryota; Viridiplantae; Streptophyta; Magnoliopsida; Fabales; Fabaceae
Product: cold-responsive protein kinase 1-like
Exons: 3
Coding region: 1-792 (263 amino acids)
Biological process (GO): protein phosphorylation
Molecular function (GO): ATP binding; protein kinase activity
Source: RefSeq, a predicted model, not a curated record
AUGAAUUGGGAUGCUCUAAUAAACAUCAAACCUUUAAUAGGUUCCAAGAGCAGAUGUGUUGUUCUGGAUUGGCCAAAGAGGGCUGCUAUCUGCUGUGGUACAGCUUAUGGUCUUGAAUUUCUUCAUGAAGAGGCUCAACCAAGCAUUGUUCACAGAGAUAUCAAGGCUAGCAACAUACUGCUUGAUGGGAACUUUAAUCCUAAAAUAGGGGAUUUUGGCCUCGCAAAGCUUUUUCCUGACAAUGUCACUCAUGUUAGUACUCGAGUGGCAGGAACGGUGGGAUAUCUAGCACCAGAAUAUGCACUUCUAGGACAACUUACAAAGAAGGCUGAUGUGUACAGUUUCGGGAUUCUCAUGCUUGAAAUAAUCAGUGGUAAAAGUAGCAGUAAAGCUGCAUUUGGAGAUAAUCUCUUGGUUCUAGUGGAAUGGGCUUGGAAGCUGAGAGAAGAAGGCAGGCUUCUGGAUAUUGUAGAUCCCGAACUAACUGCAUACGAUAAGACGCAGGUGUUGCGUUUCAUUAAGGUUGCUCUGUUCUGUACCCAAGCAUCCGCACAACACAGGCCCACCAUGAAGCAAGUAAUAAAAAUGCUCACCAAGGAUGUGCAUUUGAAUGAGAAGGCACUGACCGAACCUGGAGUUUAUAGGUGGAAUAGCUCGAAAGAGUAUGGCAAUUAUUCGUUAAAUGGGACAUCGUCUUCUCAAAUAAACAAGUACAGAAGUUCCAAAAAUCCCUACAUGACAUCAAGCCAUUAUAGUGGUGCUGAUUUGGAUACACAGAUUCUUCCUAGGUGAUUGAUUGUUUGCUUCAUAUUGAAGGAUGUUUGGUGGGCACCAUUGCAUGUAGCCUGUAAAUAUUUUACUUUAUUACUCUCCUUUAUUUUUUCCUGCUCAUAGGAUCAUUUGUAUUAGUACACCAGAGUUCUUUCAAUCCGAAGGGGUCGAUGAGAGCAUGGGAAACGAAUAAGGAGUACAAUUUCCAGUUGGCCUGUGUACAUAUACACUUUUUGUAUAAUACAUAAUAUUCAAUUCAUUUG